AGCAAACUCCGAACUGAAACGAGGGUUUAACGUUGUUCGCCUCUUUCUCUCAUUCUCUUGUUCACGCGCACGUUUUCAUCGUAGUUCUACCCUCACCAUUUUCUCACUUUGGUGCUUCCACCUAGGGCCUUAUCUUACUUCUGCUUUGGUAAUACUUCUUCUGGGUAGCUUUGCUUCAUUGUCUUAUGCUCUUUGUUUUGUAAAAAAAUAAUCUUUAAGUGCCAUUUGUUUUAGUCUCUCCAAAGUGGAUGUGGUGUUUCAUAUAUGUAUAUUUUGUAGUAUCGGCAAAAUUUACAUUUUCUGUGUUAGUUUGUUUGAUCAUUAACGGGCCCUUUGUUCGUUAUGCUUUUUAAUUAGAUGUGCUCGCCCAGUGAUCUAUCGAUUUUUCCCAUCUAUUUUUUUAUUUGUGAAGAGUUUUGGCCUUUAAUGCUGUUUCAAUUUCAAAUCGAUUUUGCUAUAGUUCGUCCCUCAUUUCUCAACUGCUUUGGAAUUUAUAUAGCUGCUGUAAUAAAUGUUCUGAUCUUUUUGUAUUAAUUCCUAAUAAUUUUUAUUUUCUUUUUCUUGAUUUAUUGUUUGCCUUAUGAUUAUGUGCUUCUUGGAUGGCUGCUGUUUUCCUGGGGUGAAAAUCAACAAAUAAAAUUGACAUAAUGAAUGAGCAUGAUAGAAUAAAUUGGUAAGACAUUUGGAGAUAAUAAAUGUUUGUAGCUUAUGUGUUACAAAUUCUUUGUUUUUUUUGAAUUUGCAAGUUGCAAGACAAGAAGAAAUCACAAAAAACCAGAUAUAAAAAUGGUUAGAUGAGUUCGUUAAAAUUUGAUGGAAUGGAAAAUGCAUCUGAAGCUAUAUGUAGAAACUAGAUAUGUUGUGAAAUAAUCUCUAAUAUACCGUAGGGUUUGUUCAUUUAUGUAUUAAUAAAUCAAACUGUUGUUUAGGUUUGUGGCAUCAGGAUAAUGUCAUAGGUUGGGCCAUAGUUGUUCCCUGGCCUGGUCAGUGGCUCUUAAGUCUUGACCCAGUCCUUUUUCCAGGUUGUUGAACAUUCCAGGUUUUAAAACAUUGCCUUCUACCAGCCAUAUUCUUAUCACUUCUAAAAUAUGGAAAACCCAGAUACAAAGCCGGCAAGUUCAUUCCCGCCACCACCACCAGUAGCUGCAGAAGAACCAGAGCCCAAGAAGCUGAAAAUGUCUACCACUACUUCUGAUGACGAAGAAUGCACAACUGCCACAGGCACCAAGAAAAGAUACAAGCGCCGUAAGAUUGCUAUUUUCUUUGCUUACUGCGGUGUUGGCUAUCAGGGUAUGCAAAAAAACCCUGGUGCCAAGACUAUUGAAGGUGAACUAGAAGAAGCCUUAUAUGCGUCUGGAGCUGUUCCUGAACAGGAUCGCGGAAAUCCUAAACGAUAUGACUGGGCUCGCUCCGCUAGAACUGAUAAGGGAGUCAGUGCUGUUGGUCAGGUUGUCUCAGGCCGGUUCUAUAUUGAUCCACCUGGCUUUGUUGAUCGCCUCAAUUCAAACCUUCCCUCUCAGAUACAGAUAUUUGGUUACAAGCGCGUGACAGGUUCUUUUAAUGCCAAGAAGUUUUGUGACCGGAGGAGGUAUGUCUAUCUCAUUCCUGUGUUUGCUCUUGAUCCAUGCUGUCAUCGUGAUAGAGAAACUGUCCUGGCCAGUUUGGGGUCUGAAAAUGAGCUUGUUAAGUGUUUGGAGUGUUCUGAGAGAGGCAGAAAGGUGGUAGGGUUAGUUGGUAAUGGUAAGCGCAAUAUGGAACUAGAAGCUGUGGAUGUUGAGGCUGGUAUUUCAUCAAACAGAAAUGCUGUGCAUAACUCUGGAGUUCCAGAGGAUGUGGAGGUUUCUUUGAGCAAAGUUGAUGGUAAUCAUUUAAAUGAGGAAUCCAGUAAUGAUAAUGAGGGAAGUGGGUUCUGCUAUGGUGAGAAGGAGAGGGAGAGAUUUAAUAGGAUUUUGAAAUAUUAUGUAGGGACUCAUAACUUCCAUAACUUUACCACCAGAACAAAAGCUGAGGAUCCCUCUGCUCAACGUUUCAUUAUUUCAUUUGAAGCAAACACCAUUGUUAUCGUUGAGGGCAUGGAAUUUGUGAAAUGUGAGGUUGUGGGACAGAGCUUCAUGCUUCAUCAGAUACGGAAGAUGAUGGGGCUUGCUGUGGCAAUCAUGAGGAAUUGUGCACAAGAGUCACUCAUCGAUAAAGCUUUGGAGAAGGAUGUUAACAUUAAUGUGCCUACUGCCCCUGAGGUUGGAUUAUAUUUGGAUGAGUGCUUCUUUUCUUCGUAUAACCAGAAGUGGAAAGAUAGCCAUGAAGAGUUGUCAAUGAAAGCAUAUGAAAAAGAAGCUGAAGGCUUUAAAAUGAAGUAUAUAUAUUCUCAUAUUGCUUCCACGGAACAGAAGGAUGGAACUGUUGCUCUUUGGUUGCAUUCUUUGAACCAUAGAAACUAUCCAGACCUGCGCCUUGUCAAUGAGGAAUGCAUCACUGAUAACAAGAGAGCUGAAAUUGAAGUUGACUGAGUGAACUGUUUCAUUGCACUUUCAAUGUAUAAACUCCUUUCUAAUUGAUUUUUGCCUUAUCAUUCACUAUUUCGGACCAAUUGUUAUUUGCCUAACAAUACUGCUUCGCAUCAUAUACAAUAUACACAAGGAAGGGAAA
This is a messenger RNA of Gastrolobium bilobum, 2646 nucleotides long. RefSeq lists its product as uncharacterized. Gene Ontology annotation, molecular function: pseudouridine synthase activity; RNA binding. Gene Ontology annotation, biological process: tRNA pseudouridine synthesis; mRNA pseudouridine synthesis. The record is from RefSeq and is a predicted model, not a curated record. Gene Ontology annotation, cellular component: nucleus. NCBI's taxonomy places the organism in Eukaryota, Viridiplantae, Streptophyta, Magnoliopsida, Fabales, Fabaceae. The coding region runs from base 1089 to 2507 and encodes 472 amino acids. The transcript has 3 exons.